AUGAUGUUCACAACCCUCCUCCCAAUCGCCCUUAUCGGCCUUGUCUCGGCCAGCCCGGUCCCAGCAGGGGACAUCGUCUCCCUCGAGAAGCGCCAGAGCGCCACCACUUGCGGCAGUACCUCCUACUCCCAACUCGCCGUCCAGCAAUCCUACGGCGCCGGCGCCGACCACACCAUGAAACGCACCGUCGUCCGCUCCGGCGGCGGCAGCAACUACCCGCACGUGUUCAACAACAAGGAGCAGCUCAGCUUCCCGGCGUGCUCGGGCCUGACGCUCUACGAGUUUCCCCUGGAGCCCGAGAACCAGGUCUUCACCACCGGCGAUGCUGCUGGCGCGGAUCGUGUGGUGUACGCCACGACGGGGCCGAACCAGUUCACGUACUGUGGAGCUAUGACCCACACUGGGGCUCCGACGAGGAGCGGGUUUGUCCUUUGCUCGUAA
Zasmidium cellare ATCC 36951 is the source of this 441-nucleotide messenger RNA. RefSeq lists its product as uncharacterized. Gene Ontology annotation, molecular function: RNA binding; RNA nuclease activity. NCBI's taxonomy places the organism in Eukaryota, Fungi, Ascomycota, Dothideomycetes, Mycosphaerellales, Mycosphaerellaceae. The coding region runs from base 1 to 441 and encodes 146 amino acids. The transcript has 2 exons. The record is from RefSeq and is a predicted model, not a curated record.